AUACUUGAGAUUUCCUGAGCAAAACACGUCAUCUGUAUAAAAACAGUUAAAAAGGCAACAAUUAACUUUAUUUCGACAUACAAUCGAAUAUGAGACUAUUGAUAGGUUUUUGUUUAUUGACUGUAGCUCUUGGCCGUCAAGGUUUUGGGCCUACAGACCAAGAAUGGGGCUACGUUACUGUCAGGGAAGGAGCUCACAUGUUCUGGUGGCUACAUUACACUACAGCUACCACCAAACCUACAGAAAAACCUCUGAUUAUUUGGUUACAGGGUGGCCCAGGAGGUUCUGGAACAGAAUACGGAAACUUCGAAGAACUUGGUCCGUGGGACAGCGACCUGAAACCAAGAAAUAAUACAUGGGUCAAUCACGCAAAUAUUCUGUUUGUAGACAAUCCUGUAGGUACUGGAUUCAGUUAUGUGGAAAAUUCUGAAUUCGCAACAACCAACGAACAAAUUGCUAACGAUUUUGUGGUACUUAUGCAAGGAUUUUAUAAGCAGCUGCCUCAAUUUGAAGACGUACCGCUGUAUAUAUUUUCGGAAUCUUAUGGAGGAAAGAUGGCAGCAGAAAUUGCUCUUCAUUUAUAUCAAGCAACCAAAAAUGGUACUCUCAAAAGCAACGUCAGAGGAGUCGGACUGGGCGAUUCCUGGAUAUCGCCUGUAGAUUCGUGUCUCACCUGGGCACCAUAUUUGUAUAAUUUAGGAUUUUUGGAUACUCAACAAUACCAGCUUUUAGAUAAAGAGGCACAAGAUCUUAAACAGAUGGCUGAUACUGGGAAAUGGGCAGAGGCUAGUAGUCAAUGGGGAUAUUUAGAAGAGUUGGUCCAACUUUAUACGGCUUAUGCUGAUUUUUACAAUGUUUUAGAUAACAUUCCCGCAUAUGGUUCUCAUGUUAGAAAAUCCAAUAAAGUUCUUGGCAAACCAGUUCUCACUUAUGACGAAGACUAUUUGAUGAAUAAAUUAGUGAAACUUGCUCUAAAUCUGACUCAAGAUUGGGGCCAUCAGAAUGAGGCAGUUUUUGAGCACUUAGUCGAUGAUUUUAUGAAACCUGUGACUCACAUUGUUGAAAGAUUACUGAAUGAAACCGAUAUAACUGUUGCUGUGUAUAAUGGACAGCUAGAUUUGAUCGUUGAUACUCCAGGUACUGUCAACUGGGUUGAUAAAUUGAAUUUUAAAGGAGCUAAAAUUUGGACAACGACUGAAAAAGAGGCAUUUUCAGCGGAAGGUUUCUACGAAGGUUUCGGAAAAAAGGCUGGAAAUUUGGCUUUUUAUUGGGUACUUCGUUCUGGACAUAUGGUUCCUCUCGAUAAUCCCAACGCAAUGUUGUACAUUCUACAACAAGUAACUAAUAACUUUGAAGUGUAAAAAUUAUUGGUACCUAAUAUAACAAAUUUGUUUAUUUAUUUAUUUAUCUAUUUAUCUAUUUACUUAAAAAAGUACAUAAUAAUAAUAAAACAUUGCAUAGAAAUAACUAACAAGAAUAAUGAAUAACAUGAAUAAUAGAUAACAUUAAUUAAGACAUGUCACAAUUAAAAUAUUCAUCAAAACUAUA
Ceutorhynchus assimilis (cabbage seed weevil) is the source of this 1548-nucleotide messenger RNA. The record is from the annotation of a GenBank genome assembly. Lineage: Eukaryota; Metazoa; Arthropoda; Insecta; Coleoptera; Curculionidae.